AUGGAAGGCCCUCAACGUCGUCGUCGCCCAGCUGCGACUUACGGAAAGUCAACCAAAAAGCGAUACGCGGAUGUGGUUUGUGGCGAUAUCUUCACAUCUACAGAUUCACCGAAAGAGCUGGAGGAGUUAUCGGGGGAGGAGCAGCAGCAGCAACAUCAACGAAACAACUCAAAGGGAGACCCUACAAUAACUACAACAAAGACAGUUAAGGCGCGGAAAAACCAACAGAUAAUAAACGACCCCCCCUCAAACCGUAUUGGUGGGGCAAGCCUACUGCUGAAGGAUGGUCAGAAGAAGGCCCAAGCCACAUUGAAGGGAAAGAAUAAACGACCCAUCGCAAAUUCUGCUGUAACCAGUCCCCCAAAACAUCAUAAAGUCUUUGACUUUACCCCAAGUGAUGACGAUGACAAUAUUCCCCAGCCUCAAGUAGAAGAUACAUGGCGUCAUAAAGGCAUUGACGAAUUUGAUGUUCCAUCUAGUGGCGACGAAGAAUCUUUCGCCGUGCGAAAGAAGCCUCUACCGAAUCAGUUACCCAGAGCUCCCAAUACUUCUGUUAAUACCAGCAUGAGAAGAUUUACGAAGGAAACCAAGAAAGGAAGGGAUGGCUUGUCUUCUCAAGACCCCAAACUUGUUCGUAAUAAUUCUACUUCAAGAAGGGACGAGAACCAGGCAGCAAACAGCAAAGACGGCGGCAGAGACACAACUAAAAUCAAGAGGCUCCCUCCAACCAAACCCUUGACCGAUGUUCCAAAGGCAGUUUCUAAACUGGACGAAAUCUCUAAAGCUCCGAAGCCUGCGAAAAAGUCUCUCAAGGCUUCAAACGAAGUACAUCCAAAGUCGAAAAAAGCAUUACAUAAGCUUAGUACGAGUUCUGAACAAAGGCCCCGGAGACAGCCGUCACUUGAACCGGACAUCAUGACGGAACAUUUAUCUGAACAAACCGUUCGUCAAGCCCGAACGAAGUCGACUCAGACAAAACCUAAGAUUAACCUUUCUAAUGAACCUGCUAAACCUGUUGCUCCGCCAGUGAUUUCUGAUGAGACACCAUUAUCUCCACUAUUAUCUCAACAAGAUCGUCGAGAUUCGGUCCCUUAUUCUCCUGGCAUAUUUGCACACGUCGAUGGGUUAUCCAACAGAAAUCCUAAACAAGAAGGAGAAUCCAAAGGAGCUAAGAGGGUUCCGAGGUUUUCGGAGAUAUUUCAAAGUGGUGGUGAUGAACUACCAGCUCCCCAGCGCAGGAGGCUCAUAGAUAGACUUGGGGCCGGAAAGUCUGAUUAUCCAAUGAUGUCGUCGUCCGAAUCAGAGAGCAGUGAUGAGGAUUUGGAUGAAUAUACCUAUCAUGCUCAACAAUCCACAUCACAACCCCAGAAUCUAUUCGAUUCACAACCAGGGGUUGAUAUUGCAAUGGAGGAGUUACAGUUCACAAUCGGACCCACCGCCAAACCAGUUUAUAAUAAUGGCGGCCCAAAAGUUACUUAUGCGCGGCAACGGUCUUUUCGAACGGAAGAGUUUGAUGAAAAUACCAUGUUCAAUGUGCCGCUUGUGAUGUCACAACAAUCCUUCGGGAGCAAACGCAAUGAUGGCAUGGAAGAUGAGGACUUGGAGGGUGAAACUGGGUCUAAAAUGAUGAAGACUAUCCAUGAGCUGCGUGAGGCCGGGGUGAACAACCGUUUCCUGGAUGAUAUCGAGGAACUAUUCGGUGAUAUUGAGGGAGACAGCCCUCUAAGUAGGCGGAGGUCUGGUUAUCUGGAACUAGCUGGGAAAAUGCGAGAAAAAAGCUUCAUCAGCAAGUUCCGUGCCAAUAAUUUCACAGAAAGAUUGUUUACAAAGCUCAACAAGCAGACUGAUGAGAUCGUUUGCUUUAGCUUGUCUUACAUCCUUUGCUGCCUCUUGCUUGAAGACUCCACGGUGCAAAUAGCUUCCCAGGCUCGUAAAAACGGCUCAAUUCCGAUGCUUGUUCGUAUGCUUGAUUUUGAAAGGGAUAUUUAUAUCAUCGCCAAAGACCGGAAAACAAAUAUUUCGAAAGCCACACAGAGUAUGGUCCAGGAUCUCCGUGUGCAGGUUGAAAAAUCACCCAUUUUUUCCAACAGGCGGCCAAAAAUCCUCUCACCGCAAGUUAUAGCUCUUAAAGUAUUAGAACAAUCUGUGAGAAAGCUUAGAGAAGCUGGUGUUGGUGAUGAUGUUUUAUCUGCUGGUGGGUUGGGGAAAUUAGUGCAUAUUUUGAAUCCAUUCGCUAUUACAAAUUUCAAGGGCGUUGAGAAAGCCCGGGACACUUUUGUGCUCGAGCUUGCCGUAUCAACCCUGGAAUCCCAUGCGGUUGGGAGCCGGGUUCCUGCAGAGCAGCAAUUUUCUCCUUCGGAACUUAAGAUUGUGGCGGCCCUUAUUCCGUCUGUGAUCAAGAUGGAAACGAGCGAUGUCAACGAUAUUUUAUUGCUGAUUUUACGAUUCACUAUCAAUCUCACGAACAACCGUGCGUCGAUCUGUAAUACAUUCGCCGAGUCAUCGCUCAUCUCAGUAUUGGUGGGGAUGGUAUGUACCAAAUUCGACGAUUUGGCGGAUCUUAGUCUCGAAAUGAACGAACGUCUCGUAAAGCUAGAUCUGUUGAUUCUUAGUUUGGGGCUUCUAAUCAACUUCGCGGAGCUGAGUGACAGGGCCAGAUGCGCCGUAGAUGAUCGAGGUACCCCAGAAGAUGAGAAGACACUCCUUGAUGAGCUACUUCAUAUAUAUCUUGAACGACAGGAACGGGCAGCGGAGGCUGAUUCGGAAGAAGAAUCCCAAUCCAAUGUUGCAUUCGGAUAUCUUUCAAUUUUACUGGGAAAUCUGUGCCAAAAUAGUAAUAUCCAGGAGAAAGUACGACUAAGGAUGCCGAACGCUACGCUCCAACCCCUCUUCAAUUCUCUUGAAGAAUUCAUCGCGCAUCACCGGAAGGUGGAUGACCAAUACGAGAAUUAUGAUGAUGGUCCAAAUGCGGCAUUCACAGAAAGGCUGGAGCAGAUGGUCAGGAGAUUAAGGAAAGGAUAA
Morchella importuna is the source of this 3021-nucleotide messenger RNA. RefSeq lists its product as uncharacterized. The record is from RefSeq and is a predicted model, not a curated record. NCBI's taxonomy places the organism in Eukaryota, Fungi, Ascomycota, Pezizomycetes, Pezizales, Morchellaceae. Gene Ontology annotation, biological process: regulation of chromosome condensation. The coding region runs from base 1 to 3021 and encodes 1006 amino acids. The transcript is spliced from 5 exons.